This is a messenger RNA of Apus apus (common swift), 1654 nucleotides long. RefSeq names its product corticotropin releasing hormone binding protein (gene CRHBP). The coding region runs from base 146 to 1114 and encodes 322 amino acids. The record is from RefSeq and is a predicted model, not a curated record. Gene Ontology annotation, molecular function: corticotropin-releasing hormone binding. Gene Ontology annotation, biological process: negative regulation of corticotropin secretion; negative regulation of corticotropin-releasing hormone receptor activity; hormone-mediated signaling pathway. The transcript is spliced from 7 exons. Lineage: Eukaryota; Metazoa; Chordata; Aves; Apodiformes; Apodidae.
AGUACGGGAACUAAGUGCCUCCCCUCCCAACAGCUCUAUAAAAAGAGUCUCUCCAAGGUAUCCCGGCAGCUCCUUGCCUACUGGCACAGACCAGGAGAAACUUGGCUGCUGUGAGGGAGGGACGGCUGCCAGAAGAGGUGUCAGCAUGCCGUCUGCUUUCCAGUUUCAGUGCCACUUCGUUCUCAUCUUCCUGGCAGCCUCCAGAGGGGAAACCAGAUACCUAGAGGUGAGGGAUGCCAGUGAAGAUGAGCCCUUCCUCUUCCUCAGUGAGGAUCUGAAGAGAGAACUGUCUGCAGGGCAGAUCUACAGGCGCUCACUCCGGUGCAUCGACAUGCUGAGUAUAGAGGGGCAGUUCACCUUCACUGCAGAGCAGCCACAGCUGCACUGUGCAACCUUCUUCAUCGGGGAGCCUGAGGAGCUCAUCACAAUAGACUACAACUUUGUAAACGUUGACUGCCAAGGGGGUGAUUUCCUGAAGGUAUUUGAUGGCUGGAUACUCAAAGGAGAGAAAUUUCCUAGUUCCUUGGACCAUCCCCUCCCCACUUCCCAAAGAUACAUAGACUUUUGUGAAAGUGGCAAAAUUCAGAGGAACUUCAGGUCAUCACAGAAUGUGGCAAUGAUCUUCUUCAGGAUUCAUCAGCCAGGCAAUGGAUUCACCAUCACAGUCAAGAAAAACACCAACCUCUUUCCUUGCAAUGUCAUCUCUCCAACUCCUUCGGGAAGGUUUACCAUGGUCAUUCCUCAUCAGCACAGAAAUUGCAGCUUCUCCAUAAUCUAUCCAGUGGUGAUAAAAAUAUCAGAUCUUAUCCUGGGACAAUUAAAUGGCCUCUUUUUAAAGAAACUGACAGCAGGCUGUGCAGGAGUGGGAGAUUUUGUAGAGCUGCUGGGAGGAACAGGCUUAGAUCCAUCUAAGAUGUUUCCAUUGGCUGAUCUUUGUCAUUCCUUCCAUGGAUCUGCCCAAAUGAAGAUUGGCUGUGACAACACUGUGCUGCGAAUGGUCUCCAGUGGCAAACACAUCAACCGUGUGACAUUUGAGUAUCAUCAACUUGAUCUGCGGGAAACAGAAAACAGAAAGGAGAACAUAAUUGAGGAAUUCUGCUUUACUAGUAUCUGAGAAACCAGGCCACACAUUUUAGCACAACUAAUGAAAAUAAAGUUCCAGUGAAUUAAAAAAAAAAAGUAUUUUACCUUUAACCAGCUGAUAUUAUUGAGCCUUUCUACAGUUCAAGCAUAUUCCUUUUUUCAUACAAAUCAGUCAUUCCCAUGAGCAAGCAGAAAAAAGCAACCACUAUAUUAAUCUUUGUUAUUAUUUUUUCUGCAGUAUUUAAGCUCAUUUACUACACCUAAAAUCAAUAGCAGGAACAGAAGUCUAUGUUUCCAAUAUAAAUAUUGUUAGGAAAACAGAUGCAAACAUAGCAUAUCUAGUGUGAGGACUUAGGAAACCCACAGUAAGUAUAAACUUCAUGCAGUAAUUUUAUCCUUUUGUAUCAGUUAUAAACAAAGAAAUUAAAUGGUGGAAUACACUUCCAGUUUUGUAAGAGGAAACCCAAUAUUAGCAUGUGUAAAAACUUGUUUGUUUAUAACUAUAAAUGUACUAUUUAUUUCUAAAGAGAUGUUUUUAAUAAAAAUUUAUAGCAUGGAAACUUCCUUACAC